CUCGUCUGCCAACAUGAGAGUCCCCAGGCACCUUCCCGCCCUGGCUCUGCUCGGGAUAUUUCCUCUACUCUUACCCUCAGGAGGAGCGCAGGAGAACGGGAGCGAGCUGCAGGUCUGGGUGCAUCCCCCAAACCCCCUGAUCCUCUCGGGCGAUUCAGUAGUCCUGAACUGUAGCACCAACUGUCCUACUCAAGCUUCGAUUGGCCUGGAGACCAGGCUGCCCAAGAGCGUGGAGGAUCAAGGGACGAACUGGAAAACUUUCAGGCUGAGAAAUGUGACCAGGGACGACAGUCCCUUUUGCUUUGUCAACUGCCCUACGAAGAACCAGAGCAACACCAGAACCCAUAUCAUGGUGUAUGAGCCACCAAGAAAAAUGAAGCUGGAUCUAGAGCCUUCUCAGGAGCAGUCCUGGAUCCCUGUGGGCCAGAACUUCUCUGUAAGCUGCCAAGUGACAGGUGGGAGACCUCGGGAGAACCUGAAGAUGGUGCUGCGUCGGGGAGAUCAGGAGAUAAGCAGCCAGCUUGUUCCAAAGAAUACUCUUGACACGGCUUUUGUGAAGUUCUACCCCACGGCCAGUAGGGAGGAUAACGAAGCCAACUUCUCCUGCCAUGCUUCUCUGGAUCUUCGGCCAAAGGGGCUGAAACUUUAUCAGAACAGCUCAGUCCCCCGGAAGCUUUACACUUUUGCCUUGGCACCAGAGCCCCCAGUGCUUGUGGCACCCAAGCUCCUAGAGGCUGGGACCAAGGAGCAGGUGAGCUGCGAGAUGGACAAGCUGUUCCCAGUAGAGAAAGCCCACAUACGACUGACCUGGGGAGGGCAGGUCCUGACUCAAGUCGACGUUACCCAACAUGCAGACGUGCUAAGGGCCACGGCCACAAUCAUGGCGGCAGCAGAAGAAGGGGAGGCUGAUAAAGAACUGACCUGCAGUGUGAGCCUGGGUGGUGAAACCAGGACGAAAUCAGAAAACCUGACCGUCUACAUCUUUCCACAGCCCAGCCUUGUGGCCAGUGGGCCCAUCCAGGAGGGGAAUCGUGUCAACCUGACGUGUGAGGCCAGAUCGAGAGCCAGAGUGCAGAUUAAUGGUGCUCCCCCUGAUGAACCAAACAGGAUUUCCCUGAUAGUCGGGGAGAAGGACAAUGGGCGCUUGUUCACCUGCCAAGCCUUCCUGAAAUUGAGGGAAGAGACACUGCAAAAAAAUAGGAGCCUGGAACUAAAUGUUCAAUUCCCCCCAAAGCUGGAUGAGGAAUGCCCAGGAAACUGGAAUUGGCAGGAGGGGACCGAACAGACCCUACGGUGUGCUGCAAGAGGGAAUCCGGCCCCCACCGUGCAGUGUGUCCCAGAAAGUCAACAGAAUGGGAUGCCACUUGGGCUACCCCAUCGAGUCACCCGGGACCACAAUGGCACUUAUCACUGCACUGCUGAGAAUUCUCUAGGAAAAGCAGUCAAAGUCGUGACGGUGAAUGUGGAGUUCCAGGAUGUGAACUGGACACCAAUUGUCAUCAGCAUCCUGGUCUUCCUUUUCGUUGCGAGUGUUCUGAUCUCCUUGGGAUAUCUCUAUUAUCGGCAGCAGCGAAUUAGAAGCUAUGAACUGAGGAAAGCCGAAGAGGAAAGGAACAUGAAGCUGAUCAACUCGGAGGUCAAAGCCUGAGGCUAGAGUUGGCCCCAGCCUUCCCGGAACAAGCACUUUUUGGGGGGAGUCAGAGGGCUAGUUAACCCAGAGGACGAGAAAUUCCAUGUUGAAGAAAGGAGGUUGCGUCCAAAAGCCUAAAGCCAGGGCUGGGAAACUGCUGGACACUCUUCCUGGGUCUCAGAACAACACGUCAGGCCCUGCUUGAUCUCUGGAUCCGAAGAGCUAGUUUGAAGCCCCUUUGGAGACCCACAUUGGGCUGAACUGGAUGUGCCAUGCCUCAGGCAUGGGAACAGGACUCGGGGGAACCCUGGCAUGGGAGUUGUGGGGUGAAGACAAUGUGACUGACUACUGAUCUCCUGAGUCUGAGAACAGGUCCAGGGAUGUAUCCAGUGACACUGAUAUGGGAUCAUAAGAUGGCUCAUGAGGAAGCCCAGAAAAGGAAACACUAGCCAAGGACUGCUUCAGCACUUUGGAGCUGGAAAGGGAGGGGAGAGUUUGGAAUAAGAUAGAGAAGGGUAUCAAGGGUCACCCCUAACUUAUUGUCUUCCCAUGGAAGAUUCCCUACUUCUGCCAACAAAGUUUUGUCUCUGAUUCUAUUUUGGGGGCAACUAAUAGUUUAUCUCAAGUCACUAUACUCCUGGUCCCCAGGCCCUUUCCACCUUAGACAAGGUGGAAACCAAAAGCUGGGGGAGGAUAGGGGAAGGGACUGAUUAUAAAACAAGACCAGCAGACAUACACAGCAUUCAUAUAAGCACAGGCUAUGAAACACACACACACUCUCUAUCUCUCUAUCUCUGUCUCUCUGUCUCUGUCUCUGUCUGCCCCUCUCUC
Messenger RNA from Gracilinanus agilis (Agile Gracile Mouse Opossum), 2461 nucleotides. RefSeq names its product intercellular adhesion molecule 1 (gene ICAM1). Lineage: Eukaryota; Metazoa; Chordata; Mammalia; Didelphimorphia; Didelphidae. Gene Ontology annotation, cellular component: membrane. The coding region runs from base 14 to 1648 and encodes 544 amino acids. The record is from RefSeq and is a predicted model, not a curated record. The transcript is spliced from 7 exons. Gene Ontology annotation, molecular function: integrin binding. Gene Ontology annotation, biological process: cell-cell adhesion.